AUGCAUUUCACCAACUUUAUCAGCUUGCUUGCUGCACCAGCUAUUGUCGCAGCUACCCUCGCCCCGGCUUCGUCAAACACCAAGGGUUACAAACCUAGUAACCUGAACUGCAGUGCCACAAAGGUCUCUAAAGCCAUCCAAGCGGCCGAGUGUUCCCACAACACUCGCACUUCCAAGACCCAAACAUUCGCCGUCUUCGAGACCGACCACCAAUACGACUCCGUUAAAGGCGCUCCAUACGGUACAUGCAGUGCGUAUACCUGCACUGCCCCGACCAGUGGUGAGUUGGAGGAGAACCCAGACUACUGGAUCUUCUAUUGGGGCAGUGGUGGUAAGAGUACCGGAUACGGCACGACCUGUAUCAAGUCUCCCGACACCGGAGAGUGUGGUUGCGAGAACUCGGAUGGUACUUUCAUUGCUGGCAGUGAUAGCUGUACUUAG
Penicillium verrucosum is the source of this 441-nucleotide messenger RNA. RefSeq lists its product as uncharacterized. The record is from RefSeq and is a predicted model, not a curated record. Lineage: Eukaryota; Fungi; Ascomycota; Eurotiomycetes; Eurotiales; Aspergillaceae. Bases 1 to 441 code for a protein of 146 amino acids. The transcript has 2 exons.